This is a messenger RNA of Alexandromys fortis (reed vole), 3980 nucleotides long. It is a transcript of the gene Leng8, whose product is annotated as leukocyte receptor cluster member 8. The transcript has 15 exons. The coding region runs from base 206 to 2689 and encodes 827 amino acids. The record is from RefSeq and is a predicted model, not a curated record. Gene Ontology annotation, cellular component: nucleus. Lineage: Eukaryota; Metazoa; Chordata; Mammalia; Rodentia; Cricetidae.
CGGGGCGGGUACAGACGUCUGGGUGACGCCAUCACGCCGCGGUCAGGACGUUCCAGCCUCAGAAGAGCCUGCCGGUGACCGAGCGCUAUCGCGGGUGUCCUGUAGCCACCGUGGCCCACCGGUGACGAACCCCGGGAGCAAGCGGUCCUGACAGUGAAAAAGCAGUCUGGCUCCCGAGGUCAACUCCCUAUACCCCAAGGUCCAGAUGGCGGCCAACGUGGGUGAUCAGCGCAGCACAGAUUGGUCUUCUCAGUAUGGCAUGGUGGCUGGAGCCAGCAGAGAGAAUGGCAUGGAGACCCCUAUGCACGAGAACCCAGAGUGGGAGAAGGCCCGCCAGGCCCUGGCCAGCAUUAGCAAAGCAGGGGCUGCCAGUAGCUCCAAAGCCAGUAGCAGUGGGCCGGUGUCCAGUGCACAAUAUGUCUCUCAGGCAGAAGCCUCAGCUUUGCAGCAGCAGCAGCAACAGUACUACCAGUGGUACCAGCAGUACAAUUAUGCCUAUCCUUACAGCUACUACUACCCCAUGAGCAUGUACCAGAGCUACGGCUCCCCCUCCCAGUAUGGGAUGGCCAGCUCCUACGGCUCAGCUACAGCCCAGCAGCCAUCGGCUCCCCAGCACCAAGGGACUCUGAACCAGCCUCCGGUCCCUGGCAUGGAUGAGAGUAUGGCCUACCAGGCCUCCCCUCAGCAGCUACCUGCAGCUCAGCCCCCUCAGCCCUCAAACCCUCAGCAUGGGACACAUGGUCUAAGCAAUGGCCCUCAGCCUGGAACAGCCCCAGCCACUCAGCACAGUCAGACAGGGGCACCUACAGGGCAGACCUAUGGGCCACACAGCUACAGUGAGCCUGCCAAGCCCAAGAAGGGUCAGCAGCUGUGGACCCGCAUGAAACCAGCCCCUGGAACUGGAGGUCUCAAGUUCAACAUCCAGAAGCGGCCCUUUGCUGUCACCAACCAGAACUUCAGCUCCAAUACAGAGGGGCAACACAGUAGCUUUGUUUCCCAGCCCAGCUCUGAGAAAGCCCAGAACCAUAGUGGGCCAUCUGGCCGGGGAAACCUGUCUGGGAAGCCGGACGAUUGGCCGCAGGAUAUGAAGGAAUAUGUUGAGCGGUGCUUCACUGCCUGUGAAUCAGAAGAGGACAAGGACCGGACAGAGAAGCUGCUCAAGGAGGUGCUACAGGCCCGGCUCCAGGAUGGCUCUGCCUAUACCAUUGACUGGAGCCGAGAGCCUCUGCCUGGGCUGACCAGGGAGCCUGUGACUGAGAGCCCCAAGAAGAAACGGUGGGAGGCCCCUAGCAGCCUUCACCCUCCCAGGGGGGCAGGCUCAGUGACCAGGGGCGGGGGUGCCCAAUCCCAGCGAGGGACACCUGGGUCUGGGGGUGCUGGCCGAGCCCGGGGUAGCAGCUUCGCCAAGUUCGGCAACCGCAACGUCUUCAUGAAGGACAACAGCUCUUCCUCCAGCACAGAUUCGCGGUCACGCUCUUCAUCCAGGUCCCCUACCCGUCACUUCCGGAGGAGUGACUCCCACUCAGACUCUGACAGCUCUUACUCAGGGAAUGAGUGUCACCCUGUAGGCCGCAGGAACCCACCCCCCAAGGGUCGGGGUGGUCGCGGGGCCCACAUGGAUCGGGGCCGAGGCAGGGCGCAGCGAGGAAAGAGGCAUGACCUAGCUCCCACCAAACGCAGCCGCAAGAAGAUGGCAGCAAUUGAGUGUGAGGACCCAGAGCGUGAGCUUAAGAAGCAAAAGAGGGCAGCCCGCUUUCAGCAUGGGCACUCACGCCGCCUGCGCCUUGAACCUUUGGUGCUGCAGAUGAGUAACCUGGAAAGCAGUGGAGCUGACCCUGACUGGCAGGAGCUACAGAUUGUGGGCACCUGUCCUGACAUCACAAAGCACUAUCUACGGCUCACCUGCGCCCCAGACCCAUCAACUGUGCGACCUGUGGCUGUUUUGAAGAAGUCUCUGUGCAUGGUCAAGUCCCACUGGAAGGAGAAACAGGACUAUGCCUUCGCCUGUGAGCAGAUGAAGUCCAUUAGGCAGGACCUCACGGUACAAGGCAUCCGCACUGAGUUCACUGUGGAGGUGUAUGAGACACAUGCCCGCAUUGCCUUGGAGAAGGGUGACCAUGAAGAAUUCAACCAGUGCCAGACUCAACUCAAGUCUCUGUACGCGGAAAACUUGGCAGGCAAUGUGGGUGAAUUUACUGCAUACCGAAUCCUCUACUACAUCUUCACCAAGAACUCUGGGGACAUCACUACGGAGCUGGCAUACCUCACAAGGGAGCUGAAAGCAGACCCCUGUGUGUCCCACGCAUUGGCACUGAGGGCAGCGUGGGCCCUAGGCAACUACCACCGCUUCUUCCGGCUCUAUUGCCAUGCACCUUGUAUGUCUGGCUACCUUGUGGACAAGUUUGCAGACCGGGAGCGCAAGGCUGCCCUCAAGGCCAUGAUCAAAACGUAUGUGGCACUGCACUCUGCUGCCUUUUGUGCUGUGGCUCUGCCACUCUCCUGCUCACGUGACCGCUGGCCCUCACUGCUUUCCCCUCAGCCACCCUGUUCCAGGUUUUCUCCCACUGUUCUUCCCUCGCUCCUCCUGGUGUCACGUCCUCUCCUCCCUGCACUCCUCUCUCACAUCAGCUUGAAACCCCUUUUCCAGGCCUUUGCCUGCAGCUACUUGCUGUUCUUCUUCCUGACAUAGUUAUUAGAAAGGGUGGCCUGGCUCAUAUUGUUAGCAGUCUCUUGAAAUGUCUUUCUGGGACAGUGUGAUUGGGGCCUAUGGCACAGGGGGUGGUGUGGCAAGGCCCUCUGGUCAUCAUACUUCAUGAGGCUUGCCCAUGUGGGGAAGAGAUGGUCCCCAUGCUGCUGCCAUCUAGUGGGUGGAGACCAGGAAUGCUGUGCAACAAAAGGCCCCAUAGCAGUGUGCCAGUCUUGCUAAGGUUGAGAAACCCUGGUAAAUAUAUCUGUCAAGAGUCUCAAGGGGUCUUGAAUGCCGGGCUAAGCAACAUUUUCUCAUUUGGUCCUGUUAUGGUGGGACCUGCCGAAGAAAUUGUUCUAGGAUUUUGUUUUAGUCAGUCUACUCAAGGGAGUGAGAUGAGUGGGCACCGAGCUGUCAGCUUUUUAUGGUCCAAUGAGCAGCCCUCAAGCCUCAGUGGUGCAAGUGAUUCUUACCCUGUUCUUAGUCAACCUUAGCUACAUAGCACAAAUGGUCCUUGUGAGUACUCAGGGCCCUGGCUUGUGUUGACCUCAUUCUCACAGCACCUUUCCUAUGAACUUGGCAGACAAGUCCCUGUCAUGGCCUAGAAGGUCACCUGAAAGACAGGAAGGCUGCCCUGUCCCAGAGCCAUAGAGUACCUGGGUUCCAGAUACUUGAAACCAAGUAGCUAAAGGGCUGCGAUGGCCUGCAGGAAAGGGUCCCCAAAACUAGUAGAACAUGUACAAAAUUAGGGCAUCUUGGUACCAACCAGAAAGCACUGCUGAGUGUGACACUCUGUGCAAACAUCCUCGAGGGUGGAGUAUCACUGUCCCUACCCUCCAAGCCUUUGUACCACUUACUCUGUCUGGCUCCAGCCCCUCAGCCAGCAGAGGAGCCAUCUGGGCCCUUUCCCUCCUGCCCCCUCCUUCCUGGACAGGUAAGUGUGGGCAAGGGGGGGCAACUGGGCACUGGGGCUACCAACCCCAUCCCUGGCCCCCCCAAGCCGCUAACAUGGGGAGGUUGGGAGGGGCUGCAGAAGCCAGCAGGUUCCUUGCUGAGGAAAAUUCUGGGAGCCCAGAUGGGGAGCAUUGCUCCCUGCUCUUGGGCCCUCCCUUGUCUGCUUGCCUCAUCAUUUUCUCCUCUUGUCUCCAUAGCUUCCGCCCUGCGCUGCCAGUCUCCUACCUGCAGGCCGAGCUGGCCUUCGAGGGCGAGGCCGCCUGCCGGGCCUUCCUAGAGCCCUUGGGCCUGUCCUACACGGGCCCGGACAACUCCAGCGUGGACUGCCGCCUCAGCCUGG